Molecule: messenger RNA, 3109 nt
Organism: Penaeus chinensis
Lineage: Eukaryota; Metazoa; Arthropoda; Malacostraca; Decapoda; Penaeidae
Exons: 37
Coding region: 137-2527 (796 amino acids)
Cellular component (GO): extracellular matrix
Source: RefSeq, a predicted model, not a curated record
CAAGGAAGAUCACGAACGACGGCAUGUUCAGCUUUACCCAAGGUGAAUCCGGGAUCUGAACGACACCACAGACUUCCCGAAGAGAGCGUCGGGAGAAGAGGUCUGCCUACGCCUGUCCUGGUGGCGAGAAUCGAAGAUGUGGCCAAAGAUGAUCAUUCUCCUGCAAAUGCUGCUUGCUUCGGGUGUGACAGAAGCAGCUAUAACGAUCGAAGCAAUAACACAAGAAGCUGCGUCUUCAUCAAACUGUACAUUCAAUGGGACGACCUAUUCGACGGAAGAAUCGCUCGUGGGCAGUUGCUUGAACCUAAUAUGUGUGGGAGGCACUUGGUACCCAACAGGCUUUUCAAGCAUCACGUGUUCAAUGUGUUCGCUCAGAAACGACCCACAUUUCACAGGAUUCUCUGGCUUUUACUACGAUUUCCACGGCAUCUUAGAAUACUACAUCGCUAUGAAUAUAGAUACAUACGGAGUGACUGCCGACUUUUAUCCGUGCAAUAGUUUUGCUUCUUGUCUGGACAUCAUUACUUACAAAGACAAUGCAGAUACAGUCAUUCAAUUCUACAAAGAAGAUGGGAAUACGAUCUUCGUAAAUAGUGUCCCUUUCCCUGUUACCAAUGCUGUCCGAAAUGUGGUAUCCGCCGGCAGUGUCGUCCACCCGGUCCUUGCAUGGAAACAAGAUGGCUGCAUUCGCAUUGUAGGAACUCGAGGUAUUGCGGUGAGCUUCUGCAUACAUGACAUGUACGUCUGGGCUGAAAACGGCAUCCUCGGAGACCUGGAUGGCCUGUGCUUCGGCGGCCGUAAAUUCGGCGCUGCCAAGUCCAAACACAGCUUCCAAAGACUAGCUGUCUCACAGGGGGAAAUCAACGAGUGGGGCGAAUCGCUACUAGUUUCGGGCAACAAUACCCGGCCGUUUGAAUCCACCGCUGUUCCGGGCGGCAUUACCCGACCGUUUGAAUCCACCACUGUCCCGGUACUUUCCAAUGAAGUGAAUGGCACUUGUGAUAGCGAGACCGAACAAAUGCUCCGUGAUCAGUGCCAGGACCUAUUCAACACUGUGUCUCCCACGGAUGACUUGCUUAACGUUACUGUAGAUUUCUGCGUGGUCGACUUAUGCCUCAUGACGCUGAGCAACGCCACCCAGGACGAGAUUGAUGACUGGAAAAUGCAAAUGGUCGUCAUGCUGGAGAACACAGUGCAAGUCAUCAACCACACUAUCCAAAUUCAAACUACAACACCAGCAGCUACAGUUCAUCCAACAACUGAAGCUCCAACAAGAUCUAAAGCUCCAACAACAGUAACUACAGUUCAUCCAACAACUGAAGCUCCAACAAGAUCUAAAGCUCCAACAACAGUAACUACAGUUCAUCCAACAACUGAAGCUCCAACAAGAUCUAAAGCUCCAACAACAGUAACUACAGUUCAUCCAACAACUGAAGCUCCAACAAGAUCUAAAGCUCCAACAACAGUAACUACAGUUCAUCCAAUGACUGGACCACACUACUGUACAUUCGACGGGAAGAUCUACGCAAACGGAGAAACAAUUGAAAACAGUUGCUUGAUCCUGGUAUGUGCGGCAGGUAACUGGCAGCCGACAGGGCGUAUAAAUAACACAUGUUCAAUGUGUUCAAUCAGAAAUGACCCUCACUUCAUCGAUUUCUUCGCCUGGGCCUUCGACUUCCAUGGCACAGAUAACUACGCAAUCGCAAAGAACGCAGAUUCCAGUGGAGUGACAGCUGACUUUUAUGGGUGCUAUCCCUUGAUUUCCUGUCUGGACAUCAUUACGUAUAAAGAUGAUGCAGCCACAGUCAUCACUUUCAACAGAAACGGCGGGAACACGAUCCACGUGAAUGGUAGCCCUUUCAUCGUUACCAAUGCUGUCCAAAACGUGGAAUCCGCCGGCAGUGUCGUCCACCCGGUCCUUGCAUGGAAACAUAAUAGCAAUUGCAUUCGCAUAGUAGGAACUCGGGGUAUUGCGCUGGCCUUCUGCGGAUGGGAAAUGUACGUCUGGGCUCAAACCGCCAUCCUCGGAGGCCUGGAAGGUCUGUGUCUAGCUGGCCCUACUUUCGACCCGGCCAAUCCUCCGAGUGGCUUCACUAUCCUUCGUGUCCCUCAGGAGGAAAUUAACGAGUGGGGUGAAUCGCUCGAAAUUUUAGGAAAUCACGCCGUGAGACAUGCCAGUAGUAGCAUUAUAAAAAGCUAUUGUGAUAGCGCCUACGAGGAAGAGCUCCUGCAUCUGUGCCUGGACCUUCUCCACGGGGCGUCUUACAACGGACAUCCUGCAAGUUAUGCUUUGCUGCAGGUUACUGCCCAGUUCUGCAAGGUCGACCUGUGCAUCAUGACGCUGACGAACGCGACUCAGGAGGCGAUUGACGAAUGGAAAGUCGUCAUGGUCGACAUGUUGGAGAACACAGUCGAAGUCAUCGUCAGCGCCCUCCCCCCCGGCCUUCCACCAGAUCAUGAGGAGGAACAAGAGAGUGAGGGCUCCAACGGCAUCAAGAUCCGUGUGGUUCAGGAAGUCAACCUGUAGACCAGGCGAAGAGGUGGCGACGUCCCGAGGAAAAGGCCGGAGAUGAAGACUGUCGCGGAGUUUGAUAUCUUUACCAUCUGAUUCCCGCAACCGGAGGGAGACAAAGCGAAAUUGCUUGAUGGAAGCGGAUUGGGAUCUCUUGGCCAUAGCGUUCAUCUGCGGAGUUUAAUGUAAAGAGUAGUGGAGAGUUUAUGAUGUUGAUACGUGAUCAUUGGUUGGGGAAAAAAUGAGUAAUUAAUGAAUUGGAUGGGCUUAUAUAAUUUAUUGGCAUACAUUGGUUGUUAGUUUGAUAAUCUGAGUUUAGUGAUUGGCGACUAUACCUUUUCAGCUAAAAAAGUAUUACGGUGUUUGUUGUUCGAUAUUUUUAGUGUGUAUUUUUUUAGGUUAGCAAACGUUUCACUUGAUUCAUUAACUUUUAGUUUUUCCUUUUUCCAUUGAAAAUUAAUUUGAAAACUCUUAAUUUCUGUCUUUAUUCAUAUUCAUCCAGGAUGGCCUUGGGUAGUAUAUACACAUGUUAAAAAAUAUAUAAAUCUCCUUUUCGUGGGUAUUUUGUGAAAUUUAAAUAAACAGAACUUAAAAUUC